Molecule: messenger RNA, 1674 nt
Organism: Selaginella moellendorffii
Lineage: Eukaryota; Viridiplantae; Streptophyta; Lycopodiopsida; Selaginellales; Selaginellaceae
Product: pentatricopeptide repeat-containing protein At2g13600-like
Exons: 4
Coding region: 1-1674 (557 amino acids)
Biological process (GO): RNA modification
Molecular function (GO): RNA binding; protein binding
Source: RefSeq, a predicted model, not a curated record
AUGGCGAGGCGCUGGCGAUGGAUAUUUCGAUCGAUCCGGGAGGCGCUGGCUAAAAUUUCGAUCGCUCCUCAAUCCAGCUUGAGGAUUCCGCAUUUAUCCCAGGUACAAUCCUAUGCAGCGCUUAUCCGCCACUGUAGCGGCCACAGCGUCACGGAAGCCAGGAGAAUCCACGGACUUAUCUCCGCAGCUGGUUACGACCAGGACAGGUUCCUGAGAAAUCUUCUGAUAGAGAUGUACGGGCGAUGCAAGCUUCUCGAAGAGGCGCUGCUCGUGUUCCAAGGAAUCCGGUCUCCGAACCAGUUCUCCUACAACUUGCUACUGGCGGCAUUCGCCCACAACGGGGAAUUGCUCCAGGUACAGAAACUCUUCGACGACUUGCCCGCUCGGGACGUGGUCUCGUGGAAUCUGGUGCUCACAGCCUCGGUCCAGCGGCAGCAUAACCAGGAAGUUUUCGGCUACUACAGGAAGAUGAGGCUCGAAGGAUUUCGCUGCGACGAGAUCACGUUUGUGACGAUCCUCGCGGCCUGUACGAGUGUGGCGUUUCUAUCCCAGGGACAGCUUGUCCAUGCUCAGAUCAUCGACGCCGGCCUGGAGCUUCACGUCUUGGUUGCAACAGCGCUGGUUCACAUGUACGGGAGAUGCUUAGAGGUGGAUCGAGCGGUGCGAGUUUUCGAAGGCAUGGCCGAGAAGGACUUGGUGUCCUGGACGACGAUGGUGGCUGUGUUUGCCGACACUGGGAAUGUCCAGGAAGCUUGGAAGACGUUUAACCGGAUGCCACAGAGGAACGUAGUAUCCUGGACGACAAUGCUAGUUGCUUAUGCGGAGAACGGACACUUGGAACGGGCAAAGUAUCUCUUCGACAGGUUUCCUCAGCGGGACGUGAUCGCAUGGAACGCAAUGGUGACGGCUUACGUUAAUGGGGGUGUUCUAGACGGGGCAAGGUCGGUUUUUGAUGAGAUGGUGGAGAGAAGCAAGGCAACUUGGAACGUCAUGCUCACGGGAUAUGCCCAGGGAGGGCAUGCCUUGGAGGCCUGGGAGCUCUUCAGGAAGAUGGACUUGGAAGGUUUCCAGCCGGACAAGAUAAGCUUCGUGUGUGUGCUCGAGAGCUUGCCCGGGGAUUCAGCAGAAGCAGGGAUCGUUCACCGUGAAGCGCUGGAAACAGGUGACAUUUCGGAGGUUUCAGUAGCGACUGCGCUCGUUCAUAUGUAUGGCAAGUGCGGGAACCUGAGACGAGCGCGGGUGGUGUUUGAGGAGAUGAAGAAUCGCAGCCUCCUGUCGUGGAACGCCAUGCUCACGGCGUAUGCCCGCAACGGGCAUGUCAGCAGCAUGGUUGGAUUCCUGAGCGAGAUGAGCAACGGUGGCGUGGAGCUCAACGCUGUGACUUUUAUCAGCGUUCUUGCGGGCUUUAGCCACAGAGGCCUGCUCAAAGACGGCCACCGCAACUUCAUCUCGAUCGUUGCCGACUAUGGAAUCAUGCCGAUACUGGAUCACUACAUCUGCAUGGUCGAUUUGCUCGGAAGAGCUGGACAGGUCGAGGAAGCCAAGGAGCUGAUUGAAAACAUGCCGUUUGAUGCCGACUCCGCUACAUGGACUGCUCUCUUGAGCGCUUCCAGGAUUCACAAAAACGGAUCAAACGACACUGCGGCUGCUGCUCCUGAGAAGCUCAUCGACUAG